Molecule: messenger RNA, 1223 nt
Organism: Aspergillus caelatus
Lineage: Eukaryota; Fungi; Ascomycota; Eurotiomycetes; Eurotiales; Aspergillaceae
Exons: 3
Coding region: 116-922 (268 amino acids)
Source: RefSeq, a predicted model, not a curated record
CUUCGAGCCUCGCGCAAAGACGAUAGUGCCCAGACAAUUCGAAGGCUCAGCUCAGUCCCCUAAUUGCCUUACCAUCAUAUGUUUAGAUGAGAACACCAGUUUGCAAGCAAGCCCGAUGACAGAACCUGCAAGGAAGACCCUCAAGACUACAGAAGGUAGUAAGAUCGACACGUCUGUUCCAUCACAUAGCGAACAGGCUGGACUUACAGUCCGCCAUAACAAGGGCUCUGAUACCGAAUCCCAAAUUUCGGAAGCUGAGCUACCGCAUAAAACUUGCGAUGCGGCAUCCUUAGACAUAACUUCAAAUAAGAAUAUCAGGGCAAGAUCCGGUAAAAGAAGCUCAAGGCCUCUUCCCGAGAUUAUUGGCAGAAACAAAGAAGGCAAUGAAUAUGAUAUGUAUAAGGAGCGCAACUUGUCUGCCAGCACUGAAUGUGAUCCGCAUGACGCGUCAUACACACACAACCGCAAAGGCACAUCCAACAGUGCUACCGCAAUUGGGCCUCCACUGCCCGCCACACAGAUCGAGGAUGGCGCGGCAGAGCCUAACGCCUUGAGGUUCUCUAAAGAAGAGAUGGAUCGAAUUGGCGCUAUGUUGUACCGAGAAGCUGACGCAGCGCUGCGAGGUCUUAUUAACAGUCAAUGCGAAGGGGAGACUAUUGUAGAACCAGACUUGGUGGUGUCUACGAGUCCAAAGGAGCACGGUGGACAAGAUAAUGUGGUAGAUCCACAUGGCGGCCGCUUGGAGCCCGCCGGUAAAGAACGAGAGCCAAGUCAGCAUGUCAUGCGGGCAUCUAUGCAAUUUCAGGAUCAAGUCAACAAUAUGAUGGCUGGGCUCUAUCAUCAAGUCGAAGACAAGGCUGACGAUUUUGGACUGGCCUCGCUUAGGCGGAAACCAUUGGGUGAAUGGUACAGAGGCACCUAGAUUUGGGUGGGACUGGCAAGCUUCUGGAAUGGGUCGGAUGGAAUUCACACAAUUUCACAGCACCCAUAAUAAGCCGGGUGUCUUACAAGUUCCAGGUUACUUCUUCCAAUAAUAGAUCAACCGCAACAUAUGUUUCACAUUAAGCGUGUGGUCUGGAUCUGGCUUAUAAUGGAUUGGGGUGAAGGAUCACCUAAGUAGUAUCUAGACCCUUGCAGUGACCAAUACAGAGAUCAAAAGAAAUAAGUGCGUCUUCCCCAAUCCUCAUCGUCCAGUCCUGUACCGGGUGGAUGAUAGAUCAGGC